This is a messenger RNA of Helianthus annuus (common sunflower), 2031 nucleotides long. RefSeq names its product nucleobase-ascorbate transporter 6. Gene Ontology annotation, biological process: transmembrane transport. The coding region runs from base 166 to 1752 and encodes 528 amino acids. NCBI's taxonomy places the organism in Eukaryota, Viridiplantae, Streptophyta, Magnoliopsida, Asterales, Asteraceae. The transcript is spliced from 14 exons. Gene Ontology annotation, cellular component: membrane; plasmodesma. The record is from RefSeq and is a predicted model, not a curated record. Gene Ontology annotation, molecular function: transmembrane transporter activity.
GCUACAUGUGGGUAGUGCUUUGCUCCAAACACUUUCACUUCUUCAUCUUCUUCAGCACCCUCAUCACAUUUCAACUCUUAAUUAACCAUUUCCCAUCUGGGUAUUCUUUAUCUUGCAGAUUUAGAGGCUUAUUAUCCAUUUUUAUAACUUUUCCGGUGAACGGAGAUGGCCGGAGGUGGUGGAAAGUCCGAUGAGCCGGCCCCACACCCACCUAAAGAUCAGCUGCUUGGUGUUACUUACUGCAUUACAAGUCCACCCCCUUGGCCUGAGGCUAUUCUACUCGGUUUUCAGCAUUACUUGGUAAUGCUCGGCACAGUGGUUAUUAUUCCCACUGCUCUUGUACCCCAAAUGGGUGGAGGAAAUGAAGAGAAAGCAGAAGUCAUCCAAACUCUACUUUUCGUAGCGGGUUGGAACACGUUGCUACAAUCUUUGUUUGGUACUAGGUUACCUGCUGUGAUCGGGGCUUCGUAUACUUUUGUCGCACCCACAAUUGCAAUCAUCUUGAAUAACCGAUGGAAUGAUGCGGAUCCUAUUGAGAAAUUCAAGAAGACGAUGCGUGCGAUCCAAGGGGCGAUGAUUGUUGCUUCAACGCUUCAAAUUGUUUUAGGGUUCAGUGGUCUCUGGAGAAAUGUUUCGAGAUUCUUGAGUCCCCUUUCCGCUGCUCCUUUGGUCGCUCUUGCUGGUUUUGGGCUCUAUGAAUUUGGAUUCCCUGGGGUUGCGAGAUGUGUUGAAAUCGGGCUGCCUCAGCUCAUCAUUGUAGUUAUCUUGUCUCAGUAUGUAUCUCACAUGAUACAUUCAGGCAAGUCGAUUUUUGAGAAAUUUUCUGUGGUGAUGUCGAUUGCAAUCGUUUGGAUUUAUGCUCACCUGCUUACUGUUGGUGGGGCCUACAAUCAUACACCCCCUAAAACACAAACAAGUUGUCGAACUGAUCGCGCUGGAUUAGUCGAGGCUGCACCAUGGAUAAGAGUCCCGUAUCCAUUUCAAUGGGGUGCACCAUCAUUUGAUGCUGGUGAAGCUUUUGCCAUGAUGAUGACUACUUUUGUUACUCUUGUGGAGUCAACCGGUGGCUUCAUGGCGGUCUCGAGAUAUGCAAGUGCCACCCCUCUGCCUCCAUCUGUGCUAAGCCGUGGUGUCGGUUGGCAGGGAAUUGGCAUUUUGUUGUCGGGCUUGUUUGGAACUGUGAAUGGAUGUUCUGUAUCUAUAGAGAAUGCCGGUCUUUUGGCUGUGACUCGUGUUGGUAGUCGAAGAGUUGUACAGAUCGCUGCAGGGUGGAUGAUUUUCUUCUCAGUUCUUGGUAAAUUUGGAGCAGUCUUUGCUUCGAUCCCCGCGCCCAUCGUUGCGGCUCUGUACUGCCUUUUCUUCGCUUUUGUCGGUUCUUCGGGUUUGAGUUUACUUCAGUUCUGCAAUCUCAACAGCUUCAGAACAAAGUUCAUACUGGGCUUUUCGUUCUUUUUGGGCUUGUCUAUUCCCCAAUAUUUCAAUGAAUAUGAAGCUAUCAAUGGUUAUGGUCCGGUCCACACGUCCGGAAGAUGGUUUAACAGCAUGGUGAAUGUUCCGUUUUCGUCGGAAGCGUUUGUGGCAGGGGUCGUAGCAUAUCUUCUGGAUAACACGCUUCACAGGCACGAUGGUUCGGUAAGAAAAGAUAGAGGCAAAAAUUGGUGGGACAAGUUCCGUUCGUUCCACAGUGACACACGAAGCGAAGAAUUCUACUCGUUGCCGUUUAACCUCAACAAAUAUUUCCCAGCUGUUUGAGGUGAAGAAGAACAUGAAAUACCGACAACUGUUGUUCUUUUUAGUUUCAUUUAUGUAUCUAAUCUUGUGCUAAAAUAGUCCGGGCUUGAUCAUAUUCCACGAGUGAUUUAUGAUUUAUUAGUUGUUUUUUGCUGUAAAUGCAAUGGUAAGAAUGAAGAUUGAUUGAAGCAUAAAGGAUUAGUUUUGUGCUUUCAACUACUUGAGUUAAGAACAUUGUCUUACCACUUUUGUAAUAGAAAUCUUGAUUCCUGAAUGUGCACUUGUUUUGUUUUUUGAUAA